Molecule: messenger RNA, 600 nt
Organism: Solanum dulcamara
Lineage: Eukaryota; Viridiplantae; Streptophyta; Magnoliopsida; Solanales; Solanaceae
Product: flowering-promoting factor 1-like protein 3
Exons: 1
Coding region: 46-366 (106 amino acids)
Biological process (GO): regulation of flower development
Source: RefSeq, a predicted model, not a curated record
CAACUAACUAGUACUACUAUUUUCAUUUUCAUCUUUUUUUCAAACAUGUCCGGUGUUUGGGUAUUCAAGAAUGGAGUAGUCCGGCUAGUUGAGAACCCCGGUGACUUCAACGGUGCGACCGGUCGCCGUAAAGUGCUUGUGCACCUUUCUAGUGAUGAAGUAAUUACAUCAUAUGCAUCCCUUGAGAGGAAGUUGUACUCUCUUGGAUGGGAGAGGUACUAUGAUGAUCCAGACCUUCUUCAGUACCACAAAAGAUCAACUGUUCACCUUAUUUCUCUCCCAAAGGAUUUCAACAGAUUCAAGUCCAUGCACAUGUAUGAUAUUGUUGUUAAGAAUCGCAAUGAGUUUGAAGUUAGGGACAUGUAGUAAUAAUUAAUUAAUUUGAGAUUUCCUCAAAUUAAUGUUGUUUGAUUGAAUUAGAUCGUUUCUUGUUUUAACUUAAGCUUUGCUUUGUGUAUUUUAGGUCAAAGGAGUGUUUUUAGAUUCUUUAGUGUGAGGAAGCUAAUUUGUUAAAGUGGGGUUCUUUGUUGUAAUUUUAAUAUAAUGUUACAUCGUGUGUAAGAGUGAAGUUUUAUGACAAUGAAAACUUGGUUUGGUUUG